AUAACAAGAUGUCGACUAAACACUCCUCAGUUGAAUUGAUGAUUGUAGAAGGUUUUGAACUGAGAAAAGUGAAGGCGCCGAGUGGUCGCCAAUACCUUUUUGGAAAUGUCAUCGAAAGUGGUAGAGAAGGUGUAAUUAAGGGGUGUUUUGUUAAUGAGGUAACGAGCGAAGCGGCUGUGGACCUCGUCAAAUUGAAGGCCGGUGACAAAAUCAUCAUAACGCACGUGGUGGGUAAGGGAGGCCCCAGUCUCCGUUUGCUAGCAAAUGCGACGGUGUUUUCUGAAGUCGUCGAUUUCGACGUAAACAAGGAAGCAGUGGACAGCUUUAUCAGGCCGAAAAGUGUUUCUGUCUCUGAGGCUCGGGGGAGCGCCCCAAAAAGAAGAAUGACAGUUGAAGGUGAUGUGAUCGAGGUAGGCCAACUUGUGGAGAGUGGAAGUUACAAAAGGCGGGUAAUAACGUUGAGACAGCUGGGUGAUGACGAUACUCAAUCGAUACCAAUAACCCUAUGGGGCGAGAGCGCUUCUCAGGAUGUAGCAGAAGGACUGUCUGUCCUGGUGACGGCCGUCAUUAGAGACGCCAAUGGUCUGCAGGGGUCGGUGUCCACGAAAAUUGAGAUGGUGAAAGAAAAAUGGGUAGAGGGAGAGGUGAUUGGCGUGAGAAAAACAAGCGUACCCAUGCGUAUCAUGAUGAAAAAUGGAAAUUGCAUCAAGAUCGCAGACGGCAUGGACGAAAAUCUCGUAUCCUCCCUCCUUGGAUUUCCAAUAAGGUAUAAAAUUGGGACAGAUGGGAUUGCUGUUGAGAUAGAAAAGUUGUAAUAUGUUUUUUUUAUAUUUCGUUAUAUAGUGCGUCCCACAAAAAAAAGAAUCCGAAAAAUUAUUGAU
This is a messenger RNA of Strongylocentrotus purpuratus (purple sea urchin), 881 nucleotides long. RefSeq lists its product as uncharacterized. The record is from RefSeq and is a predicted model, not a curated record. Lineage: Eukaryota; Metazoa; Echinodermata; Echinoidea; Camarodonta; Strongylocentrotidae. Bases 9 to 815 code for a protein of 268 amino acids. The transcript has 5 exons.